Messenger RNA from Hevea brasiliensis (rubber tree), 2007 nucleotides. Its product is annotated as G-type lectin S-receptor-like serine/threonine-protein kinase SD2-5. The coding region runs from base 1 to 2007 and encodes 668 amino acids. The record is from RefSeq and is a predicted model, not a curated record. Gene Ontology annotation, biological process: protein phosphorylation; recognition of pollen. Gene Ontology annotation, molecular function: ATP binding; protein kinase activity. Lineage: Eukaryota; Viridiplantae; Streptophyta; Magnoliopsida; Malpighiales; Euphorbiaceae. The transcript has a single exon.
AUGAAGAUGAUGGAGACAGGAAACCUUGUACUUCAUGAUGGCUAUAAUAACACAAUUUGGCAGUCAUUUGAUCAUCCAAUGGACAAACUGCUCUCUGGGCAGAAACUGUUGGCAGGACAGAAGCUGGUAGCUAGCAUUUCAAAAACCAAUGUGUCUGAGGGUGAUUACUCUGUUUCUUUAACAUCUAAAGGUCUGGUUGCUUUUUAUGAUGAAAUAAUGUACUUCAGCCUUUACUUCCCAGACUUUUUCCCCGAAAUUCAGACCGUGGAAAGCAUUGAACUAACUGUUAAUGGUACUUUUGGGGUGUACGCAUUAACUCGAGAAGGUCUCAAGCUCCUUUUCCCUUUUCCAAGAUUUUCUAAUUAUACAAGAAUGAAAUAUGAUUCGAAAGGUCAUCUCAGACUUUAUGAUCAUAAUUCUAAAUCUGCUGAUAUGUUGAGAGAUCAUGUAAAUGAAUGUGAUUAUCCAACAAGUUGUGGUAAUUAUGGCCUCUGCUCAAAUGGAAGGUGCUCGUGCCCUGCAGGAUUUGCUCAAGAUAAUGUCUCGAAAGCACAAGGCUAUUUCAGAUGCAACGAGGUUAAUCCAACGGCAUGUGGAAACCCCUUAUCCCACUCACUUCUGUCCUACGAAAACGUACACUACUUCAAUUAUUCUGCUGGAAUUGUGAAAGUAACAGACAUGGCGAGCUGUAAACAGUCAUGCUUAAAAAACUGUUCGUGCAAAGUUGCUCUGUUUCGGUACAACAACAAUUUUUCUUAUGGGGAAUGUCUCUGGCCUUCACCAGUCCUUUCACUUAUAAAUGAAAGAACGGAUAGAUAUUAUAGUUCGUUUCCCUUUAUCAAAAUUUCAAAUGAUGUGGGAAGUGGAAGAGGUUCUAUCCAUACAAGAACAAUAGCAGGAAUAAUUACAGGAACCAUUCUUCUGGUGGGCCUGAUUGUUGGCUUGUCUUGGAUCUUGUAUUUUAGGAAGAACAGAGAUGGAGAGGACGAGAUGGAAGAUUAUUUGGACAAACUAUCAGGAUUGCCUAAGAGAUUCACUUAUCAAGAACUAAGAGUAGCAACAAACGAUUUUCAGAAAAAGCUUGGGAAAGGAGGGUUCGGGUCAGUUUUUGAAGGAAAUACCACAGUCGGUGAGAAAAUUGCCGUAAAGCGCCUGGAUGCUUUAGGCCAAGGAAAGAAGGAAUUUCUGGCCGAGGUCAAGACUAUAGGAAGCAUCCACCAUAACAACUUGGUGAGGCUAAUUGGAUUCUGCGCAGAAAAAUUGCAGAGACUAUUAGUGUACGAGUUCAUGUGCAAUGGCUCCUUGGACAAAUGGAUUUUUCAUGAGCCACUGAAGCAUUCUCUAGAUUGGCAAAUAAGAAAGACAAUUAUCUUAGACAUUGCGAAGGGGCUGGCCUAUCUCCAUGAAGAUUGCAGGCAGAAAAUAGUUCAUUUGGAUAUCAAACCCCAAAACAUUCUCUUGGAUGCAGACCUACACGCCAAGAUAUCUGACUUCGGAUUGUCCAAGUUGAUUGAUAGGAAUCAAAGCCAAGUGUUAACCACGAUCAGAGGAACUGUUGGGUAUUUGGCACCUGAAUGGUUUAGCUCAAUAAUCACAGAGAAAGUAGAUGUUUAUAGCUUUGGAAUUGUAGUCAUGGAAGUAGUGUGUGGAAGGAAAAAUUUAGAUAGCUCACAGCCUGAGGAGUGCAUGCAUUUGCUCCCAAUUUUCAUGCAAAAAGCGAAGCAGGAUCAGUUGAUUGAUAUGGUUGACAGAAGCAAUGAAGAUAUGCAAUUGCACAAAUCAGAAGUAGUGGAGAUGAUGAAGGUAGCAAUUUGGUGUUUGCAAAGUAAUUACACAAGGAGGCCUUCCAUGUCAAAGGUGGUUAAGGUCUUAGAAGGCAAUAUGGAUGUGGAAGCUGAUCUAGACUAUAGCAUCCAUAAUGCAACAACAACGACUGCAAUAAGAAAAGCGGCAGAGCAAGCGACUACAGCUCCAUUAUCGCCAUUUAUUCUAUCGGGACCAAGGUGA